Physcomitrium patens is the source of this 2679-nucleotide messenger RNA. RefSeq names its product LEC14B protein. Gene Ontology annotation, biological process: proteasome-mediated ubiquitin-dependent protein catabolic process. The record is from RefSeq and is a predicted model, not a curated record. Lineage: Eukaryota; Viridiplantae; Streptophyta; Bryopsida; Funariales; Funariaceae. Gene Ontology annotation, cellular component: Cul4-RING E3 ubiquitin ligase complex. Gene Ontology annotation, molecular function: protein binding.
UGAAAGCCCGCCGGCAUAGCGGAUUCUGUCCCUGCACAACGAUGACGACGACGACGCCUGUGUCGUGGAUUCACCAUGCGGUGACGACACAUGAGCAGGUGGCGCUGCCGCUUCGGAUGGUAGUGUUCGGCCUAUGACAGGAUUUGGAUCGCGCUUUCAUGGACUGAUUGUUGCGGUCGUGAGUGACCAGCCGUGAGGGAUUGCGCGUGGAGGGAGAGAGGGCUGCGAAGAGGUUGGCUGGGCGACAGUCGGCGGAUCUCUUCUCUGUUGCUCGUGUGUGUUUUUUUCGGUUUGUGGAUAGGGAUGGUUAAAAAGUGAAGAAUUUUCAUCAAAUUAGACUUCGAACCCAGCCAGUUUUUAUCCGGGCCUUUACUAUGUUCUUUCUCAGGAAAUCAUAAAACUGAGUGAAGGACAAGUCUUCAGCUCUGGAUCCUGAGGACUAUCGUUGGCACAAUUCCAACAUGGCAGGGCAUGAAGAGCCUGCUGUCUCUCUUGGCCUUGUGGCUCGUGCCACUCGAUUAAUAAUAAGGUUGGGUCGUUAUCAAGUAAUGGCCAAUAAUGACGAGGAAGGUACCAGCAGAAUUUCAAUGAGGAGUGCACUUCAAGAUCCUGGAAUAAGUAGCAGUGAAAGUGAUGAAGAGUACACGGGAGGGGAAGAUGACCAGUACGAGGACCAGGAUGCCGAUUCAGAGCUUUACUUAGAAGAAGUGAUUGAUAGUGAGGAGUACAAUCAAAGUUCUGGUACCAGAACGACAUUGGGUGGAGGCGACGGUUGUGAAACUCCUGUACCAUUGGACCAUGUUUUAGCUCAGUCUACAGCAAUGCGGCAUUGCCCUAGUGAUGGAUCAGCUAGGUUGGGGAAAGUUAAACGUACAGGCUUGGUUAAUGUAACUACUAUGCUUGCCGGCAGAGAAAUCAACGUUUCUGGUAACGGGAGGUUUUCAAGAGCCGAGUGCUGUCAUGUGGCGGGACGAUAUGUUCCAACCGGUGGACCCUCUGUCGUAGAGCAAUUUAACAGUCGAGCCUACAUUGGGCAAUUUUCAGCAGACGGUACAUUGUUCACAGCAGGUUUCCAGGACCGACGAAUAAGGAUUUACAACGUUGAGAAGGAUUGGGCAGUUCAGAAAGACAUUCAAGCUCGCAACCUUCGCUGGACCGUAACAGACACUGCUUUGUCACCAGAUAAGCGAUUUCUUGUUUAUGCAUCUAUAACACCAGUGGUGCAUUUGGUAAACGUUGGCAGCGAAAGUGGUGAUGUUAGAUCUCUUGCGAAUAUCACGGAUAUUCACGAAGCCUUAAACUUUGCAUCAGAUGCGAGAGGAGAUGUAUCUGGGCUGUGGUCACUGCAGUUCUCCGAAGAUGGUCGCGAGCUUGUGGCAGGCAGUAACGAUAAGUGUGUUUAUAUUUAUGAUUUGGAGGCCAACAAACCAGUUUUACGGAUCAAUGCUCAUAAGGAUGAUGUCAAUGCUGUGACGUUUGCUGAUGAGUCAAGUCACCUGAUAUUUUCUGGAAGUGACGACAAUACCUGCAAGAUUUGGGAUCGCCGUUGCUUUGCUCAAACGGGACGGCCUGCUGGACAGCUCGUUGGGCAUUUAGAGGGAAUUACGUUCAUUAAUAGCAGAAAAGAUGGCCGCUAUUUUAUCUCCAAUGGCAAAGAUCAGGCCAUUAAGCUGUGGGAUAUUCGAAAGAUGUCAUCGGGCCAUACACCGUGCAAGAAAGCUCGAAAGAUCCCUGCUUUUGCGUGGGAUUACCGAUGGAUGGACUACCCUGGCAUGGGUCGCGAUGUACGUCAUCCUUAUGAUCAGUCCCUGAUGACUUAUAAGGGACAUUUGGUGCUGCGCACUCUUAUUCGCUGCUACUUCUCUCCAUUGGCCAGCACUGGGCAAAAGUACAUCUACACAGGGUCACACGAUGGUUGUGUUUAUAUUUAUGACUUGGUAACAGGGAAACAAGUGUCAAGAUUGAGCUUUCACCGAGGCACAGUGCGUGACUGCAGCUGGCAUCCCACACAGCCAAUGCUGGUUAGUAGCUCUUGGGAUGGCUAUCUGGCCAAGUGGGAGCAUUUCCAUAGGGAUGAACCAAGAGUUGAAGUACCCCCCGUAAGCUUCGACUUCUUCGACUACUAAGUUUGGGUUAUGUUUUACCCUCCCUAAAUCAUAUAUUCAACCACCGUGCCCUUGUAGAUCACAUUGAAGCUAUCCAACCUAUAUUAAAGGCUUGAUCUUGUGGGAGAACCAAACGAGUGUGGUGAAGGUCAAUCACUGCGAGUGCCGAUGGAUACCCUCUUGUAUGACACACGAGUGAGCCACUCGUCAAUAACAUUAGUCUUAGCAUAGGUUGCUGGCGGUGCUUGUUAGUAUCGUCAAUUCCUACUGUUGUACAGCUGUAUGUAUAUUAGGAAGAACUGUAGUGUCUGAAAUCUAAAUUCAGGUUUGAGGCUGCCAUCAAAGGUUCUGUUCCUCGCUAUUCAGGUGAUCAUCAUGCUGAAAUAGAAUUGAAUAGUCGCUGCAGUUUGCGGAAGUUUAAAUUUCAGAUCUUACUUUGAAAGCCCAUCAUGUGCGAGUUUUUCUACUGGAAUUACUUUUUGAGACUUACCGGAAGGUUUUUUUAGAAAACUAUAGCUCUGCGUACUGUAUUAUGCUUCUUCAAUGUUAAGCUCUAAUAAAAAAAAUUCCAUAU